Megalopta genalis is the source of this 3174-nucleotide messenger RNA. It is a transcript of the gene Pcl, whose product is annotated as polycomb protein Pcl. Gene Ontology annotation, cellular component: nucleus. Lineage: Eukaryota; Metazoa; Arthropoda; Insecta; Hymenoptera; Halictidae. Gene Ontology annotation, molecular function: DNA binding; chromatin binding. Gene Ontology annotation, biological process: negative regulation of gene expression, epigenetic. The record is from RefSeq and is a predicted model, not a curated record.
GUCUCUAGCAAGUGUUUCCCCGAACAUGGCGGACGGUGCUCAUUCGAAUUUUCAAGGGACACAAUGAAAGUGCAAAGAGUUCGCCGCGGUGAUGUCCAUGACUAAGGGCGUGUGGUGAUCCUGAGGGUGGCCGACGUGGGUGCCCAGGCGACGGCGUGAUCGUUACGGCUGCAUGCGUGCCGGCGUGUCGUCGUCCUGAGUUCCCGGGAUAGAAUUUUGCCGCGCCGCGAUUGUGUGUUUCGGAGCGACCGACCGUGGCGGGGCCCCCAUGGUUGUAAAUGGCUGACGGGAUUCGGAAAAUGAGGCCCGUACGUCGCGUGUGAUUCCACGGCUAAGACACUGAGGUUUUCGCGAUACGUUUUCGAGUCUUUUAACGUCUUUAUCGCCGAUCGUAAUGGAUGUAAACGAAUGAUUCGCCGGACGACGAUCUAUUUUGCACAUUUCUGUGGAUCAAGCAUUAUGUGUACGUGCAUAAACAGGGUAGAAAAUGUCAGAGCCAGAAGAAAGUCUGGCAGCGCCCGAUAGCACUACGAGGGAACAAAAGUUGAGUUUCUCUCAUGGAGACGAUGUUCUUCUACAACAUAAGGAUGGGAAAUAUUAUCUUGGAACAGUUGUUGAGGUGGACUUGGCGAGGGAAAGAUGCCUUGUCAAAUUUAUGGACAAUACCUCCUCCUGGUCUUCGGUCAAGGAGCUGACAAAGUUAUCAAUGCCAGACUCCGAUGUUAUGUGUGUUCUGUGUAAAAAAUCUCAGCCUAAGACUGAUAAUGACAUUAUUGUUUGCGACAAAUGUGGUCGUGGUUAUCAUCAGCUUUGUCAUCAGCCUCAGAUAUCAAAAGAAGAAACUGCAGCCGAGGCACAUUGGAUGUGUAAAAGAUGUGUAGAUAGUCAACCACGGACAAGAGAACUUGUGGAACCAAAAACUUCUAUGGUAAAGGCAAGUAUUAGAAAAGUAUGCAGUGGAAGAGAUCAACCUCAGCCGCCACCAGAUGAUAUGACAAAGUUGCCGUACGAUCCUAAUAUGUUAAGUUGGGAUGCACAUCAUAGAGUAAAUGCUGAACAAAUUUAUUGUUAUUGUGGGCUCAAUGGAGAAUGGUAUACACAAAUGCUACAGUGUGCUCGUUGCAAACAGUGGUUUCAUGAAAAGUGUGUCAGUUGUCUAACUUAUCCUUUAUACAGUGGAGAUAGGUUUUACGUUUUUGUUUGUUCAAUGUGCAAUUAUGGAAAAGAGUUCGUACGGCGACUAGAAUUAAAAUGGGUAGAUCUGGUGCACCUGAUGUUGUACAAUUUGACUGUUUACAAUGCUAAAAAGUAUUAUGAUUUGGAUACUGUUAUUGUACCUUAUGCAAAUGAUAAUUGGAAUACUUUACAGCUUCCACCACGGAUCAGAGAUGUCAGUGCUCAAAUACGAAGAGAAUCUAUAUUAGCAAUACUGACAAAUAAUAGGAACAGGUUUAAAUGUGGCAGAGAAAUAAAGAAACGUACUACGAUAUGGGGGCUUAGAGUUAGAUUGCCACCACCAUGCCCAAUUGUUAAUCUUCCAGCAAGUGGUGUAAUAGACGACUCUGUGUUACGUAGUUGCUGGGGUGCUAAUAAAAGACUGCAAUACCUUCCUCCACCUACAGGACCGAUAAGUUUACCAGAGAGUACAAAACAAUUGACUUCAUUAAAACAAAGCACAGCAGAGAAUUUAGAAAUUCCUGUGAAUCCAUCAGAUGUGGUAAUGCGUGGAACAAUUUAUCAAAAUUCUGAAGCGGAGCAAAGUUCUUGUCCAAGUCCAAGCCCACCAAGUCAGUUCACACAAUCACUAAGAGAAAGGUAUAGUGGAGGUGGAUUUGUAAAGAAAUCAUUUCCAUUCCCUAAAUUGAGUUUACAAAGAAGAAGACGUUUGAUGGCAUUAGGCAGUUCACGAGAAAGAAUGUUACGUAAACACAAGAAAAGAGAGAAAGGUGAUGGUUCUCUAAGUAAAGCUCAGGGUGUUAGAGAAGCUAGAUACAGGAAAGCAAGAAAAUUACUAAAAAAUGCUAUAGCCAAGAGCAAGUCUCGAAGUUCAGAAGCAUCGGAUUUACCACCGACGCCUCCGACUUCGGUUUCUGGGCCUCCCACACCGCCGGCUACGACUUCCGGAAUAUCUGAAUUAUCUGUGCCUAGUUCUGUGGAAUUGAUGCAUCCUUUACCACCAUCAACCUCUGCGGACACAAGUGGGGAUGAGACAAGUUCAAGGGGAACACUGGAUUCUUUUAUACCACCGCCCAAAGAUUUUGAAGGCAAGAAUAAUCCAUUUAGAAAUCUCAGUGAAUUAUUGGGUACGCCUGGCAAUCUCAGUCAAACGAAUUCGAGUACACCAUCACCAUAUAAUCCAUGUCCGAUCACGUUACCUCUGCCGCUUACUCCUGUUAUAUCGCAACCGCCGGUAGUACGACCAGCUAAAAGGCAAUUAUCAGAGAAAGACAUCAUUAUAGAUAGAAACGGGCAAGUGAAACGUAGGCGGCAGCAUCGAAGAGGUCGCCCGUCGCAACAGCAAUUGCAACAACAGUUUCAACACACUGGUAGUAAAACGGCGACCAUUUUACCGGCGCGCAACAACGAGGUUAAAAGUGAAUUUGCAAGGAAUUUAAGAAGUUCGUUUAACGGUGCCUCGAGCAGUGCUAGUAGUCAAAUUGGAAAUUGUGUUGAUUAUGCCUUAAACGGUAGGAGACUGAGACAACGUCAGAGCAACGAGAAAUUGUCGCCUCCGGAUACGCAGCAGCAGAAGAAGGGUAGCGUGCCCACAUCCCCAAAGUGUUCGCCAGUGAAACAAAGUGCACCCGACAUAUCUCUGGAUGAUCUAAAGUCAUCGGUGAACAUAUAUUUUGGAGCGGCCAACAGAAUCGCAGCGGGCGAGAAGUUCGUCAUCAAAGCGAAGAGGAUAGGCCCGAAUGGCCAGACUCAGUAUCUCAUCGAGUGGGAGGGACUUAAUACUUAACAAUAAGAAAUUUGUUUACGGUUAAAUGUAUUGCGAUCGUAUACAAUUUCUGUUGGCAUCGAGCGAAAGGCAGCGAUCAACUGCUGAUCCUCUUUCUUUUCUUUUCUUUUUUGAGGUAACUCUAAGUUUAAAGAAAGAAGCAACCUAGUGACAAAUUGAUCUGUGUCACAUGCACUGCCAUUCGUUACAUACAGUGGGCCACAAAAUUAUUC